AUGAAUACCUUAGAUAAUUUCCUCAUGGGAAAGAAGAGGAAGAGAGAUGAAGAAUCAGGCGUUUUAAAACCACCAGAUGGGCCAGUACCCAAUGAGAGAAUAGGUGUCAGUAUAACCUCAACUGUUGGAGGUGACACAAAAGUUACAACUUGGCGAAAGACAUAUCCAUGGAUUGCUGUGAAUGACAGCCAAGGAAUUGUAUGCAAUAUUUGUACGGAGGCAGUCUCAAAGCAGCUGCCUGUUUCAUCAGACCCCAACAAGCAUUUGUCUUCUGGAAGAGCGAAAGAAAUGACGAGCAACCGAAUUGCUCUGAAGAAAAUGGUCCACACCAUUCAGGUUCUCGCGAAACAGGGCUUACCCCUGAGGGGAACUGAUGACGACCAGCGCUCCAAUUUCCUACAGAUUUUAAGCGCCAGGUCUGAGGACGUUAAAGAAUUGAAAGAUUGGUUGCGCCGUGACGCCCACAAAUGGUUGCAUCACGACAGCCAGAAUGAAAUCCUUGAUCUUAUGUACAAGAAAAUAUUAACUAAAAACCUCGAUAUCAUCAAAGCAUCUCCAUUAUUUGCUUUGAUGAUAAAUGAAACAUCUGAUGUUUCUCGCUUGGAACAAAUCUCAGUCACAGUCCGAGUGGUAUCGAAUGAGUUAUCCCCCAGAGAGAUUUUCCUUGGCUUUUACAAUACGUCAAGUACCAAAUCAGUCACACUAUUUAGUAUCAUCAACGAUAUUUUCCAACGAUACCAAUUGGAGUUCAAGAAAUUGAGAGGUCAGUGUUAUGAUCGAGCUCCCAACAUGGCAGGAAAAAUCACGUGUUUGAGAACUCCCAUUUGUCAAGUGGAAAAGCGGGCUCUAUUCGUCCAUUGUGAUGCUCAUCAGCUCAAUCUUGUGGUCCAAGAUGCCCUGGAGGCAAUGCUUGAAGUUAAGAAUUUCAUUGGGAUAGUCAAGGAACUGAUUAAUUUUAUACAUAAUUCUCCGAAGAGAAUCGCUGAAUAUUGCGAGUUACAACUCCUCUCGCUAGAUGAGAGUGAGAAAAUUCAGGCCUUGACCGCUUUCUGCCCAACAAGGUUCAUUCUGCUGACGGUCCCCAAUUCCACGUGCACAAAUGAGCGGAGUUUUUCAACUCUCAAGUAUCUGAAGAACUACAUGCGAUCAACAAUGCAUGUAGUUCUUCAGCGCUUGAAUAGUCUUGCCACCUUGUAUAUUCAUCACGAGCAGACCAACAAACUAGACCUAGACAGUAUUGUGAACGAGUUUGCUGCAAAGAACAGGAACCGCACUGCCACGUUUGGCAAAUAG
This is a messenger RNA of Diachasma alloeum, 1293 nucleotides long. RefSeq names its product zinc finger MYM-type protein 1-like. The coding region runs from base 1 to 1293 and encodes 430 amino acids. The record is from RefSeq and is a predicted model, not a curated record. NCBI's taxonomy places the organism in Eukaryota, Metazoa, Arthropoda, Insecta, Hymenoptera, Braconidae. The transcript is spliced from 4 exons.